AUGUUCUUCCAGAAUCUACCAACAGAGAUAGUCGAGUGUAUCGCGGAGCAUCUGCAUCACUCCAGUGUUUUGAACGCUCUCUGCAGAGUCAAUCGACGGUUUUACCAUAUUCUAAAUUGGUGUCUUUAUGAUAGAGAUGCGCACAAGUUCUGCAAAGCUCUCCUCUGGGGUGCCUACCAUGGAAACCUCCAGGCGAUGCAAAGGUCUCUGAGACAUGGCGCCAAUAUCCAUCGCAAAGACUGCGAUGACAAGACCCCCUUGACCAAGGCUGUCGAAGGCCAAAGCCUAGAAGCCAUUAACUUUCUGCUCGAUAGAGGAGCCGAGAUUAAUUAUUCCAACACUUAUGCUGACAGUAUCAUGUAUGUUGCUGUUUUCACACGCAAUAUCGAUGUCGUCGAGCUCGUUCUUGCACGUGGCGCAAAACCAGACGCUCUAUCAUACGCGAACACCCGACCACUAUCUCUAGCUGUUUCCAGAGGGGAUUUACAAAUUGCCCAAGCAUUGGUAAAAUCCGGGGCUCGCAUAGAUGAGCCAGGCCCAGGGUACUACACACCUUUGAUCACAGCCGUACACGAGGCCCGCAACGACAUUUUGAAGAUGUUCAUCGAAAACGGGGGUUUUCAAAAUGACAAAGACGGAUCUCUAGGAGCUGAGGCAAUGAGACGUGCAAUAUUGAACGAUAAUAACGAGGCGUUGGACAUUCUUCUCAAAGCUGGGGUAACCCCUGUUCGAGCUGGAUGGCAUGGUCGCUGUCCGAUAAUGGAAGCUGUAAGUUUUGGAAAGAUAGACCUUGCUAUCUCUUUAUCAGACUCAGUGUCAGAUUUGAAACAGGCAAAGGACAAAGACGGUGAAGGACUCCUUUAUUAUGCCGUUGCUAGUGGUAGCAGACGAUACACCAAAUACCUCCUAGACCAUGGAUUCGGUCCAGACGACAGUCAGGAACCAGAUCUACCAGCUGCUCUGGGGGCACUGUGUAAGACCGACUCUGUCUCUACCUGA
Fusarium venenatum is the source of this 999-nucleotide messenger RNA. Its product is annotated as ankyrin repeat-containing domain protein. Gene Ontology annotation, biological process: protein localization to ciliary inversin compartment. The record is from RefSeq and is a predicted model, not a curated record. Gene Ontology annotation, cellular component: ciliary inversin compartment. Gene Ontology annotation, molecular function: protein binding. Lineage: Eukaryota; Fungi; Ascomycota; Sordariomycetes; Hypocreales; Nectriaceae.